Messenger RNA from Triticum aestivum (bread wheat), 3366 nucleotides. RefSeq lists its product as uncharacterized. NCBI's taxonomy places the organism in Eukaryota, Viridiplantae, Streptophyta, Magnoliopsida, Poales, Poaceae. Gene Ontology annotation, molecular function: transcription corepressor activity. The record is from RefSeq and is a predicted model, not a curated record. The transcript has 3 exons. Gene Ontology annotation, cellular component: nucleus. Bases 333 to 2972 code for a protein of 879 amino acids.
GUCGCUGUCGCCGUUCUCUUCUUUCUUUCUCUUGUUCGUGUCUUUAAAGCCCGACUUGCCUCGCCUCUCUCUCCCCGUCUCUGCCUCCUCUCCGAACCACCACCGCGCCCAGACGGCAGGCCCUCACCGUACUCUACUCCCGGCGGCGUGCAGCUGCUCUCUGCUUGUAGCGCGCUCGGCUCCCGCAACCGCCGCUCAAUCUCUUCCCGUGGGACCUGCAGAUUCUGUUGUUUGUCUGGCCGGCGUCGUCCGUUUCCCGGGCGCGACAAGAGAAUCGGAGGGCCCGCGUGCUCGGAGCUACGAAGGCUUCGCCGCGGCGGAGCCUCGCCUGCAUGGAGACUAAGAUGGAGUCACUUGAACUCAAAGACAAUGGUGAAACCCAACCAUCUUUAGAAGCUUCGAUUGCUUCAGAUGUGAUAUAUGACAAAGCACCUGUAUGUCCACGCAUUGGAAGUGAAUACCAGGCAGAAAUCCCCAAUCUGUCCACAGAGAUUGAGCGCCAUCGGCUCAUGACCAGCACACCAGAAAGCAUCGUACUUGGUUAUGAUUACCCUGGUAUGAUUGGGUUAGCUAUACCAAUCAUGUGGGUACCAAGUGAAGUCCAUAAGGAGGACGAUUUGCGAAGGCAGCAUUCUUCAGAAUCCGAAGCAAGAGCUAGCGACCAAGGCGAGGAUAGUCAGAUGACCUCAAUUUACCCAAUCAGAAAUAAUACAAAUGCCCAUGAUUCAACAUACCAGGAUCAACAUUCAAUGCUGCCUGUUAAUCAGAUAGAAUCUUGCAUCAAUCAAGCACAUGAUGAGAACUUGGCUCCAUUCUCUACUCAAGAAGGUCCAGGUUUUACCAAUAAGUCGUUGACCCAGCAAGGGGAAAUCGAGCAAUUUACUCCACUGCCUGGUUUGUCCAGUUCGCUUUGGAGUGGUACUGAGGCAGAAUGUUUUCUUCUCGGGCUCUACAUUUUCGGCAAAAAUCUAAGCCUGUUGAGCAGGUUUCUUGGUAAUAAGACCGUUGGGGAUGUACUCUCAUACUACUAUGGAAUGUUCUACAAAAGAAACGCUUAUAAAAGAUGGUCGGACUGCAGAAAAGCAAGAACUACAAGAUGCAUUAUUGGGGAACGCAUCUUUACAGGUUGGCGGCAGCAGGAGAUUAUAUCUCGUUUGAAAUCUGUAAUCCUCGAAGGAGUUCAUGAUUCAUUGAUCGAGAUUUUCAAAUCUUUCAACGCCGGACAAGCAUCUUUAGAGGAUCUUGUCUUUGCUAUAAAAUCCUCUGUUGGAACAGAAGCUUUUGUGGAGGCUGUUGGAAUUGGUAAAGGGAAGCAUGAUUUGACUGGAUAUGUUCUGGACCGAUCUAAACCAAACCAAGCUCCUUCUGUUCACCCUGACAUACCUACAGGCAAAGAUUGUUCCUUGCUUGCUUCGGAAGAUAUAAUUAAGUUCUUAACAGGUGGUUUCAGAAUAAGCAAGACAAGAUCUAAUGAACUUUUCUGGGAAGCUGUCUGGCCCCGUUUGCUUGCAAGAGGGUGGCGUUCAGAGCAGUCAAAAGAUGUCAGAACAACUAAGAAUUGCCUUGUGUUUCUUGUGCCAGGUAUCAAGAAAUUCUCAAGAAGGAAACUCACUAAAGGCACUCAUUAUUUUGAUUCUGUCAGCGAUGUUCUUAAGCGAGUUGCGGCCGAUCCCGUUCUUCUUGAGGUAGAAAUUGGCGGAGCGGACAAUGGUGUUACUGCUGAGCAGUGUGGAUAUGCUACAGACAUGAGUCUGAACCAUGAUGGUCCUUUGGAUGGAUAUCAGGAGCUUCCAAAGUUCACAAUUAUCGAUACUACCUUGGUCCAAGGGGAAGAGCCCUCCAGAGUCAGAGAGCUGAGGAAAUUACCACCUGAUGUAAAUGUCCAUUUUGGUCCUUCACGUGAUUCUUAUAAUACUGUGAGUGUCAGUUCCUCAGAGGAACAAGAUGCGGAAGAUCAAUCAUCAGAUGACCAGGCAGAUUGUCGACAAGUUACAGCUGAUGUGAAUGAUGCUGAAAUAGUUUCAGUAUGCCAUGCGGGCAAAGAAAACCAAGUCAAUUCAUUGCAAAACAUGUUGGCUGCACCAUCCUCGAGUUUUCCAGUCAAUGGCCAUUCUUCUAAUGGCAGUAUUGAAAAAACUGAUAUGACAUGCCUCUUUGGUCCCAAAACAAAGACCGAAAGGCUCGAGUAUUUAACCCCAGUGUCAAAGCACAGAAGCUUAUCCAGCUGUAGCAAUGAUCAGACCAGUCAGCACAGCUUUUCUUUCUCGAGAGGACAUGGUUUAGAGAGAAAGAAAAUCAAGCCGCUGUGGACUUCAACAAAACCAACUGCAGCUGAUGUCAGUGACAAUUUUCGGACUAAAAUAAUUGCGAGAUAUUCCACGAAGGAGAAGCCAUGCGAGCAGAUAACAGUUGCAUCAAACUCUUGUACCACUGACAGAUCAAACGAGAAGGUGAAUGUGUCCAGUUUAAAUGAGGACAAGUCAUCUGAGUGCAAGGUCGAGGUGGUGCCUAAAGUUUGUUCAAAGAUCAGAACCGCUGAGGCAAAAGUUGCCAAAGAAGGGGCGCAGGUUACUAGUUUGGUUAAACCGGAGACAUCACUAGAUGAUAAGACAAGCACGAGGGUAUGUAUCGCUUCAUCAGACGAUCAUGGUUACAUGAAAGCUGAGGAAGGCCUUGCCGUUUCAAACAGCGAUUGUGUCCAUGAUGUUUCAGAGGCAAUAGGACAACCUGCUAACCUGCAACCCGAUCUGGCUUCACAGGUGAAGUCUCGGAGGCAUGGAACCAGGAACAGACCUCCGACUGCAAAAGCUUUGGAAGCACUUGCCUUGGGGUUCCUUGGAGGAAAGCGUAAGGGUGAACCCAAAAACCCUGGGACAAGCAGGCCCCCCCAGAGAGCUUGCAAAUCCUUGGUUUGUACGCCUACAAGCAGUGACACAGACAAGUCCAGCAUGGAGGUUGAUUUGCAACAGUGAACAGAUUGUUACGUGUUUCUUGGUGCAAAAAAGGGCACCAUAUUGACAUUGUGGAUGAUCAAUAUUAAGUGAAACAUUAAUUAGGUCUUCAGCUUCAACUAGACUUCCCCGUGGCGUUCAAAACAUUUUUGAAGUCUCGGUUCUAAACCGUAAAGUAUGGCGCAUUAAACUAUCAAGUAGUCAUUAUACCGAGCUUGUCAAACGUUCAUAACGUCUGCAUCUGCUCCUGCAAUAGGUCUGUCACUUAAUGAUGCAUUAAGAACAUAAUUCUUCUGUGCAGCAAUGAGAAUAAUCCUCAGAUCGCGAGUUGUCUGCAUCGAUCUUCCCUUAUGAGGCACCUUGCACUUUGUGAUUCGUAAUAUUUACAAUGCAAUGGCCAACUGGUGGAGUAGUA